GAAACAGCCUGGAGGUAGGGGAGAAGGAAAGGGAGGUGCAUGCAGUACUAUAUUUCUAAAUUUUUUCAUUGCUUAACACACAAACACAGAAUCUGACUGAGGACAAGACUUAAAUCUUCUGCCUCACAGGAUCAAAGGUUGCAGCAAUGGAACUGGUGUCGACAUCAAUUGGCAAGUUUACAGUUGAUCUUUUUAACAAGAUGAAUGAGAGCAACAAGGGCAAAAACAUUUUCUUUUCCCCUUGGAGUGUAUCAUCUGCUCUGGCUCUGACAUACCUGGGUGCAAAAGGCAAUACAGCGACAGAGAUGGCAGCGGUUCUUCAUUUCACUGAAGCAGCAGGAGUGGAAGACUCUUCCUCUGUGGCCAGACCUUCUCGGGGGAGACCAAAGAGAAGAAAAUUGGAUCCUGAGCACAAGCAAGCUGAAGAUAUCCAUUCUAGCUUCAAAGAGGCCCUGACUGCCAUCAACAAACCGAGAAGCACCUACUCGCUGAAAAGUGCCAACCGCAUCUAUCUGGAAAAAACCUUCCCUUUACUGCCUAGAUACAUACAGCUCAGUAAGAACUAUUACAAAGCAGAGCCAGUGAAGGUUGACUUUAAGACAGCACCAGAACAAUCCAGACAGGAAAUCAACGCUUGGGUUGAAAAACAAACUGAAGGCAAAAUCAAGGAUUUGCUGAGUUCAGAAAGUGUGUCAAGGUCCACCAGGAUGAUCCUGGUAAAUGCCAUUUACUUCAAGGCAGAAUGGGAAGUGAAAUUUCACGCAGCAAACACAGAUGUGCAACCCUUCCGACUGAGCAAGAACAAGAGCAAGCCUGUGAAGAUGAUGUGCAUGACAAAUACAUUUCCAGUUCUCAUCAUGGAAACAAUGAAUUUCAAAGUUAUUGAGUUGCCGUAUCUGAAACAUGAACUCAGUAUGUUCAUCCUCCUUCCCGAUGACAUCAAAGACAGCACUACGGGUCUCGAACAGCUGGAAAGAGAACUGACGUAUGAGAAGCUGUCCGAAUGGACUGAUUCCAAGAAGAUGACAGAAACUUUUGUGGAUCUGUGCCUACCUAAGUUCGCAAUGAAGGAGACAUUUGAACUCAGUGGUAAUCUGAUCAGCAUGGGAAUGCGCAGUGCCUUCGGCAGCAAUGCUGAUUUCAGCGGAAUGGCUGAGAAGGGUAAAGUGGGGAUCUCCAAAAUUUUGCACAAGUCUUUUGUUGCAGUUGAUGAGAAAGGCACUGAGGCAGCUGCUGCUACUGCAGUUAUACCAGUAACAAGUCUACCUAUUGGCCAUGUUCUGAAAUUUAAGGCUGACCACCCUUUCUACUUCUUCAUCAGACACAACAUAUCCAAGAUUAUCCUCUUCUUCGGCAGAUUCUGCUCUCCCACAGAUUAAGUUAUUACUUGCUCUCAGACAGCACCCAAGGUUCACUGUUUAAUGGAAAAAUGUGAAUUGCAGUGUUAAAAGCUCCACCUUAAGCCAUGUAGCCAUACAUACUGAAAGUUUUCUUUUUCUCCCCCGGCCAAGUAAGGCAGCACCCAGAGACCACCCUGUGCCUCAAAGACCAUCCCUGUUCAUUUCCAUUCUCCUAAUGAGACAGCCAUCCACAGAAAACUUUGCUCCCUUGCAUUAUACCUGCUCUUGUGGCUUUGUUGUUCGAGAGUAAGGUGGAGUCAUAAAAGCUCUCUGCACACAAGCCAUCAUUUAGCCCCAUGCCAAGUGCAGAUUUCAAGGGAAAUGCAGUUCAUCCUCUUGCAUCUCCCAGAAAGGAAAAAAAUCCCUGAAAGAAAAAAAAAAACCCACAAACAAACUUGUAGAAAUCUAUAUGCUCUCUUUUCCUUACUGGGAAACCUGCAUUUGCAUUACAAUGCAGUUUCCUUGUGUUCAUUUCAAAUUUAAAGUCUAUUGGAAAUUAACAAAAUUUAAUACAAACCCAGAAUAAUCUCAAAAUGCCCCUCACCUUCCCCUGUCUCACCACAUGUAUACCGCCAUAUCACAUUCAUUCUCUCCUACCCUUGCAGCUUCACGAAAACAUGAGGCAGCAAGGGAAAAUGGUCCAGCCUUUAACAUUUAACAGAUGACUUCUAAUCACCUUGCAUUUUUACCUCAUUUUGCUAAACUUUGUAGGUUAAGGUUGCUGAGAGUUCCAAUCAGCAAAAAUGCUAAGAAAACUAUAAGCAACAUGCUUCUUGCUACCUCUUAUUGAUAAGCCAUUUAAAACCUCCAGAUUUCAAAUCUGCUUCCUCUUUUUAAUUGAAUGUGAUUAUACCUGUUCCCUGGCUAAUAUCUGCACAGUUUCCUUGCUACCUGUAUCAUUGAUCAAUGCGUGAUUUAUGUAAUGAUUUAUUAUGAAUUAUGUAGUUUAACUUAUGACUAUCUCAGCAGAGAUAGUCAUGGUAUUGACAGAAACACCAGUGAGAUUUUGACUGAUGCUUUACUUCAUAAUUUUACCAUGAUCUGCAUUUAAUCCAAUAAAUGAACUUGGAGCUG
This is a messenger RNA of Grus americana (Whooping crane), 2474 nucleotides long. RefSeq names its product heterochromatin-associated protein MENT-like. Gene Ontology annotation, molecular function: serine-type endopeptidase inhibitor activity. The transcript has 8 exons. Bases 147 to 1379 code for a protein of 410 amino acids. Gene Ontology annotation, biological process: negative regulation of endopeptidase activity. Lineage: Eukaryota; Metazoa; Chordata; Aves; Gruiformes; Gruidae. The record is from RefSeq and is a predicted model, not a curated record.